AUGGCCUCCUGCGGGGAGGAACCGAGGAGCGGCUCCCCGGGCCGGGCAGGCACCGGCACCGAGCCGUCGCCGACGGCCGACGCCGCCCAGCUGGACACGGCGGAGGAUUUCGAGGUCCUGGAGGAAGAGGAGGAGGAGGACCUGAGUGAGCUGCCCCCGCUGGAGGACGUGGGCAGGCCGCCGGCCCCGCCGCGGGAGGACGCCCAGCCCUCCAAGCAGGACGGGGGGGAAGCGGCCGAGGACCCCCAGGAAUGGCUCGAUGUUUUGGGGAGCGGCUUGCUCAAGAAGAAGACGCUGGUGCCGGGCCAGGGGGUGGACACCCGUCCCCGCAAGGGCCAGGACGUGACCGUGCGCCUGAAGGCCACGCUGGAGGAUGGCAGCGUGGUGGAGGAGAACCCUGCCCUCACCUUCACGCUGGGGGACUGCGAUGUCUUGCAGGCUCUGGACCUGUGCGUGCAGCUCCUGGAAAUGGGGGAGACAGCUUUGAUCAUGUCAGAUGCAAAGUACUGCUAUGGCGCUCAGGGCAGGAGCCCUGACGUCCCACCCAACGCGGCCCUCACCCUGGAGGUGGAGCUGCUGGCGGCUCGGGACGCGCCAGACCUGGAGCUGCUCAGCGGGAAGGAGAAGAUAGAGCUGGCCAACCGCAAGCGGGAGCGCGGCAACUUCUUCUACCAGCAGGCAGAUUACGUGCUGGCCAUCAACUCCUAUGACAUCGCCCUCAAGGUCAUCGGCUCCAGCUCAAAAGUCGACUUCAACCCGGACGAGGAGGCUGAGCUGCUGGAUGUGAAGGUGAAAUGUCUCAACAACCUGGCAGCCUCUCAGCUUAAAUUGGACCAUUACGAGGCGGCCCUCAAGUCCUGUAACCUUGUCCUGGAGCACCAGCCGGGGAACAUCAAGGCUCUCUUCCGAAAGGGCAAGGUCCUGGCUCAGCAGGGUGAAUACAGAGAGGCCAUCCCCAUCUUAAAGGCGGCGUUGAAGCUGGAGCCUUCAAACAAGACCAUCCACGCUGAGCUCUCCAAGCUGGUGAAGAAGCACGCGGACCAGAAGAACGUGGAGACGGAAAUGUACAGGAAGAUGCUCGGGAAUCCCAGCGCUGCCGGCGCCCCGGGGAAGUGCAAAGACAAGCUGUCCUGGUCCAUUCCCUGGAAGUGGCUCUUCGGUGCAACAGCUAUCGCGCUCGGCGGCGUGGCCUUGUCUGUGGUCAUUGCAGCAAGGAACUAA
Molecule: messenger RNA, 1221 nt
Organism: Gavia stellata (red-throated loon)
Lineage: Eukaryota; Metazoa; Chordata; Aves; Gaviiformes; Gaviidae
Gene: FKBP8
Product: FKBP prolyl isomerase 8
Exons: 8
Coding region: 1-1221 (406 amino acids)
Molecular function (GO): peptidyl-prolyl cis-trans isomerase activity; protein binding
Source: RefSeq, a predicted model, not a curated record